Boeremia exigua is the source of this 1492-nucleotide messenger RNA. RefSeq lists its product as uncharacterized. The transcript is spliced from 4 exons. NCBI's taxonomy places the organism in Eukaryota, Fungi, Ascomycota, Dothideomycetes, Pleosporales, Didymellaceae. The record is from RefSeq and is a predicted model, not a curated record. Bases 154 to 1383 code for a protein of 409 amino acids.
UUGUCCAGUACAUCGAGACUCAGUAUUCGGGACAUGGUCUCUGCUCCGCGUUCUCGAUACCCUCUGUGAUCGGCACUUAGUCUUGGUCCAACACUGAGAUUACCCCUUUGAGGCCCUCUGCCAAAACUGCUCUCUCUUGCUAGAUCGACAGCAAUGGCUAAUCAAGGCUUUGACGUGUCUUUCCAGCAGGAAUUGGCUAGCCAAUCAUGGACACUAUACGGCAUUGGAAUGUUCACGAUAAUCAUUCGAACUGUUGCACGAUGGCGAAGAGUACGGAGUCCUUCACAAUUGGCACUGGACGAUUGGUUGAUGUUGACGGCUGUACCACUAUUCUACACAGGACUGAUCGUCUGCUUGAACGUCAUCGCACAAGGUGGAGGGAGUAAUUUGUUUCCCCCAGAAGAGUUCUCCACUUUCUCGCAAAAGGACAUAGAGGAGCGCAUCAAGGGAUCCAAGAUAGUGAUUGUCUCCGAACAAUGCAUGCUGAACGUGAUCUGGACCCUCAAGGCUUGCAUGCUGCUGAUGUUUGCACGCAUGACAUCAGGAACGACGCACCUCAAAUGGAUCAAAUUUGUCGCUGUGUACGUUAUAGUUGGCUGGAUAGCAGUGCAGAUUGCCUUCUUCACAGCUUGCAUACCCUUCCGUGGAUACUGGGCUGUACCCGUCUCGAAUCCUCAAUGCACCACACUAGAGCACUUUGCAAUCGUGCAAGCGUCAUUCAACCUCAGCAGCGACGUCUUGAUCAUCGCUCUUCCUAUACCAAUGGUUGUGUCACUGACUCUGCCAAACAAACAGAAGCUUGGUCUGGGAGUGCUAUUCAGUAUGGGCACGUUUGUUAUCAUCGCUGCAAUCCUCACUAAAGUCUACAAUUUAUCCGACGUAUACGAUACAGCCUACAUGUUAUGGUACACACGGGAAGCCUCGGUAGCUGUCUACGUAGCCAAUCUACCAGGCAUCUGGCCGCUGCUAAGGGAGCAUAUUCGCUUUCUUCGCGAUCACACCAAUUCAUACAUUACGGGACAAUCUCGCAUGCCACAAUAUGGCUAUGGCUCCAACUACGGGAAUUUGUCAAAGCCCCAGCGCAGUCACAUACGCAGCACUAUGGGAAAUGUUGAUUCGGAUGAAUUGGAACUCAAGAACUCAUACAUGAAGUCGGGUGCGCGGUCUAUACAUUCCUCUCCACACUUGCCGGGCGCGGAUUCUAGAUCUGGGAAGAGCAGUCUUGACAGCCAGGAGAGGGCACUCCACGGAUUGGGAAGUUGGAAGGGGAUGAACGUGAUGGAGGUGCAGGUGGACACCAGAGUCGAGAUACAAAGAGACAGCUGGGACGGGACAGCGGUUCAGGGUGUCCAAAGAACUCAGAUCGAGGGAGGCAGGAAGUGAUGUCUUUUUCCUGAGCUGUACUUUAUUAGAGUUAAUAUUAAAGACGACUUUCUCCCCUGCUGAUCGCAAGGUACUGAUCGACUACACCAAGUCGCACGACCAAGAACCC